UCGCAACCUCCAUGGCGGAUUCACCUCGAAAUCCGUUUCAUUCUAGAUCACAAUUACCUAGAUUUUUAGCAACUGCUCCGAAAAAGCCUUCAUCAAUUCCUGCACCGAAAAAGCCUGGUUCCGAAAAGGAUAGUUCUCGGGUGCAAUCACUUGAAUUUGCUUUAGAAAAUGCAAAAAACGAUUUGAAACAAAAAGAGAUCGAAAGUGACCGAGAACGCAAUGACUUGCUCGCCAAACUAACAGAGGAACGCGAACAAUCGAAGGCUUUUCAAAUUCGCGUCUCUUUGCUUGAAAAGCAAGAACAUGAACGAGAAGCAACGAAUCAUGAAACUAUUGAAAGACUAAGAUCUGAUAAUGAAUCGCUCGUCUUACAACUUUCAGAAUUGAAGUCGAACUUAACCCAAGAAACUGCUGCCCGCGCGACUGAAUUAGAAAAAACUCAGCAAGAGCUAAGGGAAAAAAUAUACAAGGUGGAAGAUUUCCAACAGAGAAACAAGCUUCUUGAAGAGAAUGCAUCUCAGAUGGAAAUUCGUAAUUCCUCUCUACAAGAACAACUAAACUCAAAGCUUAAAGAGUCACUAGAUAAAGAGCAACAAGUACAGACUCUCAUAUUUGAAAUAGAAAAGCUAAAAGAAUCAGUGAAUCAAGCCUCUGAUUCUUUGGAGUUGAAAGAUGCCAACCAAAAGCUCUUAGAACGAAUCGCCGAGUUGGAAAAACUUCAGGAAAAGCAUCUGUAUAUGAUUGAACGAUACAAUACAAACUCUAGAAAUAUUGAAAUUGUAAAUGAAGAAAAAGCUGAUCUUGAGGCUAAGCUAUACCAAUAUGAAGACUACAAAGAGAAGGUCGCUGUUUUGGGUGUUGAUAAUGAGAAACUCCAAGCAGAACUGAAUAGUUGGAAAAAGACAUUCAUGGAUAUGAACGUUCCCGAGCUUGCUGCAGAAAAGUUUAAGACUCUCCAGUCAGAAAAUAAGACUCUCAGCGAGCGUGUCUCAGAUCUCACACAACAACUACUCCAGGAAAGGAUUCAAGGGCCUCCAAUGGUCAUCGAAUUAAAAAACAAGGUAACUGACCUCAAGAACGAAAAUAAAGAAACGAGUGAGCAGAUUCGACGACUCCAACGCCAGGUAUUCUUAGCCAACCAAGAAAUCAAUCUUUUGCGCGCAAACUUGAAAAGCUAUGACGAUGAGGAAGCCAUAAUGAAUAAUGAAAAGUCUGGCCAGAAAAAGCUAGAACGGAUCGAAUCACUCACCCAAUUGAUUGAUGAAUAUAAAGUCUUGUUUGAAAAUUCAAAGAUCUAUAACCAGGGAGCUUCCGCAGAUGAACAGUCCCUAACUUUAAAGCGUCCUCGGAACGAAGACCAAGAGGAUGUUGGCUACGUGACAGAAUUGUAUCGAGAAAAUCAACAUAUACAGUUACAAUUACAAGAGAAGCUAAAUACUGAAGGAUUCCUAAGAGAUCAAAUCAAUGGACUUGAAGUCAUUAUUGCUGAAUUAAGGCAAGAAAUCAUUCAAAUGUCAGAACUAAAAUCCUCAAAGGUCCUUCAACAUAGAUCGAACCCUACGCUCAAGCAUGAAAGGGUAAAAGCAGAACAGCUUCACCUUCUUGAAAAAGAAAAUGGGGGAUACAAGGCCAUCUUAGAAGAAAAAGAUAUUCAAACAGUACCUAUGGAAUCACUGGAAUUAGCUAAUCGGAGAACUUUGGAGCUAAAGAAAGAACUAUUAGAUCGAGAUAAAAGAAUACAGAGACUAAAAGAGAUCUUUUCUGUGAAGUCUUUGGAAUUUAGAGAGGCAAUUUAUUCUCUCUUUGGCUAUAAAAUAGAGUUUCUGCCCAACGGAAGCGUCCGCGUUACUUCUAUGUACUCACAUGAAAACAAUACUGCUUUUGUUUUUGAUGGUGAAACUAGUACAAUGAAAUUAGUGGGAAAACCUUCAAGUCCAGAUUUCGAGCGAUUAGUUAGGUUUUGGUGUGAUGAGCGAAAGACUAUACCUGGAAUGUUGGCUGCUUUGACAUUGGAAUUGAUUGACAAAAAUGACCAGUCUACCUUGAAUGAGCAAUAGCGUAAUGACAAUUUCAAUGACAGAAUCAAUUUAUGCAGAAAUCCUUUAAGUAUUUAUAGGAUCUAUACAAACUACUUUGCAUUAUACAUACUUCAUACGCAUCAUUUAUACUUAAUUCCCUCUAUUUUAUUCAACAAAUUUUUGACAUCUUAUGCAGUAGCUGGAAUACGUGCUAUUGAUUGGUUAGUGGUCUUAAACGUUGAUACCAAAAACGAACUUACUGUAAAUGUAUUGCUUAGAGGAAUGGUCCACCUUAUUAAUAACACCACGCUCGGCCAAGUCCUUAAUGGCAAUACGAGCAAGAGCACCGUUAAUCUUCAUACGGUCGACAAGGACAGAGACAGAAACAAACUUGAAGGCGGGAACCUCCUUGUUAAUACGGUCAAUCAAGGUCUUGUCAAAGACGGUGGCAUGUUGAGCCUUGUCUUUCACUUUUCCUUUAGACCAUUUCUUUUUAGGAGCCUAUAAGUUAUUAGUCUGGCUGUCAAAAGACAUGGUAAACCUUUCCAGUUACCACUAAAACUCAAACUUCAUACCAUUUUUCACAGUGUUUACCUGGGAUUCUAAGUUAUGCAUGGAAACGUUUUGACCAAAACUUGUGUGACUGUUUUCCAAGUAACAACUCACUAAACUGAACAAGUAACAAGUCUAUGUGAGCAAAGGAAU
Molecule: messenger RNA, 2723 nt
Organism: Schizosaccharomyces cryophilus OY26
Lineage: Eukaryota; Fungi; Ascomycota; Schizosaccharomycetes; Schizosaccharomycetales; Schizosaccharomycetaceae
Product: mitotic spindle checkpoint protein Mad1
Exons: 2
Coding region: 12-2057 (681 amino acids)
Biological process (GO): attachment of mitotic spindle microtubules to kinetochore; mitotic spindle assembly checkpoint signaling
Cellular component (GO): nuclear envelope; kinetochore; mitotic spindle
Source: RefSeq, a predicted model, not a curated record